This is a messenger RNA of Scatophagus argus, 1086 nucleotides long. RefSeq names its product urotensin-2 receptor 4 (gene uts2r4). Gene Ontology annotation, molecular function: urotensin II receptor activity. The transcript has a single exon. Gene Ontology annotation, cellular component: membrane. The coding region runs from base 1 to 1086 and encodes 361 amino acids. Gene Ontology annotation, biological process: neuropeptide signaling pathway; regulation of blood pressure; blood vessel diameter maintenance. Lineage: Eukaryota; Metazoa; Chordata; Actinopteri; Scatophagidae. The record is from RefSeq and is a predicted model, not a curated record.
AUGAACUGCACCCCUAAUGCCACCAUCACUCCACAGCUGGGACUUGUCCUGAACCCAGGGGAUGUCGAUGGAGAGUCCCAAGGGAGUAGUGGCAGUGGUGGUGGUGGUGGCGGCGGCAGUGGGGGCCUUUGGGUGACAUCCCUGCUUGGUGCCACACUGAUGGUCAUGUGCGUCUUGGGUGUGGCAGGCAACACAUACACCCUCAUAAUUACUCGCUCAGCUGCUUUGCGCCGGACCGGUUCCAUGUACGUUUACAUCGUCAAUUUGGCUCUGGCUGACCUGCUCUACCUUUCCACCAUCCCCUUUGUGGUCUGCACCUACUUCGCCCAUGACUGGCUGUUCGGUGAGGCUGGCUGUCGCAUCCUGCUGAGUCUCGACCUCCUCACCAUGCAUGCCAGUGUCUUCAUUUUGGUUGCUAUGAGCCUGGAACGCUACCGUGCUGUGGCCAGACCUUUCAGCGCACACAGGUCCUCGUCUCGAACACGCAAGCUUGUGGCGGGAAUCAUCUGGGUAUUAGCUUUUGUGCUAACGCUUCCCAUGAUGGUGAUGAUCCGACUCAGGGAGGGUAAACCAACUGCAGCCAGUUUCGUUAAGAGGAUCUGUUUCCCUACCUGGACUCCUGAGGCCUUCAAGGCUUACAUCACCGUCCUGUUUCUUACAAGUGUUUUAGCUCCUGGACUGGUAAUUGUUGGGCUGUAUGUGGGGCUAGCCAGGCGCUACUGGGCAGCGCAGUCUAGGUUAGGAGGCAGCAGACGGUCUUCCCGGCGUAGAGGGCUCAAACAAAAAGUCGUAUCAAUGAUUUUCAGCAUUGUUGUGGCCUACUGGGCUUGUUUCUUGCCUUUCUGGGGGUGGCAGCUGGCCAAACUGUUCUCUCCGGAGUCCCUCAAAGCUUUGUCUCCAGUUGCUCACAAUUAUGUCAAUUUCUUUGUCACAUGUCUAACCUAUGGGAACAGCUGCAUCAAUCCAUUUCUUUACACUCUUCUGACCCGGAACUACAAAGAUUACUUGGCCCAGAAAGGUCAGUCUGCGGGGUCAAGCAGGGCUGACCCUGGGUCAAUUAUGACAACGCCACUGCAGGACCUUUAG